CACCAGUACUGAAAUAAAACUUAUAUUUUAAGCGUUGCUUUUAUUCUGGAUGAGGAGCUCCCGGAUUUGAAUUUAGUGGGCAUCAGUCUCUUGUGCGGGCCGUCGGUCGGCACAAAUCGACGGCCCGAAUCCACCCCCCAAAGUAAGCACCUACCCAAAAAAACCGUACGAAAAUUACCACCCAAAAUACACGAGGUCCGCACGAAACUGUGGUGCGCCAACCCCCCUCGGCUCUCCGGCUACGCUCGCAAAUGGACAGAAAACCGUUCUUACCCAUUACCAUCAUCAUCAUCAUGAUCAUCAACACCAAGACAAUCACUGCGAGGUGCGUUUGUGAUUGUGACCGCGUGUGAAUCUCUCUCUCUCUCUCACUCUCUUCACUCCUCAGCGUGUGGCUCUCAAAAGUGUGUGUAUGUGUGUGUGCGUUGUGUAUGCGUGUGAUGCAAUUACGUGCGGUUGUAUAACUCUUCCGAAAGCCAUACAACAACACCGCACCAACAGCCACACAACCCUGGCUGCACACUUGGAACGGAUUUAUCUAAAGUUUCUAUCUGUAAAACUUAGAGUUAUAGAAUUUGACCUAUUUUCGACGAUAGUUAUUAUUUUUUUUUUCUGGCCAUUGGCGUUUUUCCCGUACUUCCCCAACACGUGGUUCGUAGUGAGUGAUUCAAAAUUGCUGCCAUGGGUCGUAAAAAAAUACAAAUAUCCAGGAUUACGGAUGAACGAAAUCGGCAGGUGACUUUCAACAAGAGGAAAUUUGGUGUGAUGAAGAAGGCCUACGAGCUGUCGGUGCUCUGCGAUUGCGAGAUUGCCCUGAUCAUAUUCAGCAGCAGCAACAAACUAUACCAGUAUGCCAGUACCGACAUGGACAAGGUUCUGCUCAAGUACACGGAGUACAAUGAGCCGCACGAGUCCCUCACCAACAAGAACAUUAUCGAGGCACUUAAUAAGAAGGAGCAUAAGAACGGAGUGAUGAGUCCUGACAGCCCGGAACCGGAAACCGAGUACCAGUUGACGCCACGCACCGAAGCCAAGUACAGCAAAAUCGACGAGGAGUUCCAAAUGAUGUUACAACGCAACCAAAUGAACGGACAACAAAGGAUCAGCAUGAGCACUAAUAAUUAUACUCAGCCCGUGAACAUAACAUAUGGAGACGCUGGGGGGAAUCUACUUCAGUCUAGUCCACAAAUGGCUCACACAAGCAUUAGCCCGAGACCAUCCUCUUCUGAAGCCGACACAGCUUAUCCGAGUGGUGCGAUGUUGGAGAUGAGCAACGGAUAUCCGAACUCUGCGUCACCGAUGGGGGAAUCUCCGUCACCAGGACCUAGUCCAGUGCAAGGGCUAAGCUCCUCCAAGCAUGGCAAGCAGCAUUCACCUGUACCACGAUCCAACCUGCGAGUCGUCAUACCUGCGCCGCUGAGCGUAGGAACCGAUGAUGGACAAUACGGCGAGUGGUCUGCUUUACAGACACCUGUAUUGGGAUACCCGCAGCUGUCAUCAUUCGUGCCGCAUGAUUUCUCCAUCGGACAGGAAAUAGGACUGAGUUCGAUGUCAUCGUGGACAAGUUCGAAUUUGGCGCACAGCAGCGGUCUGCACCUCAACAUGCCCAGCUCGCCGACGCUCUCGUCACCGCAUCCCGUCAAAAUCAAGAGCGAGCCGAUAUCGCCGCCCCGCGAACACCACCUGCACCCACCGCUUUCGCAUACCAUCAACUUGAGCCACGGCCACCAUCCCAGGCCCAACUCGGCCGGCGGUCAGCUGGCAAUGACUCCGCCAAACGUAUCAUCUCCGACAGGAGGCGGCGGCGGUGGUGGAGGAGGUGGCGGCAACGGCGGAGGAGGUCCGCCUACUUCCGAUUACGACAACGGGCCCAUGCUGAAGCGGUCACGUCUCUCAGAUUGGCCCUCGUAGACCUACCAUAUCAGGAACACUGUUUCAGUGCCAUAGUGAUAGCGGAGUGAAUUUGGUUCCCAAAUGCGAUUCUAUUGCCAAUUGUCAUCCAUGUGAUAAACUUCGAGUCUACAGAAAUGAUAAAAAAAAAAACAACAAAAUAAAACAAAAAAAAUUCAUAAAUAUUAUAUAA
Messenger RNA from Nicrophorus vespilloides, 2083 nucleotides. RefSeq names its product myocyte-specific enhancer factor 2 (gene Mef2). Lineage: Eukaryota; Metazoa; Arthropoda; Insecta; Coleoptera; Silphidae. Gene Ontology annotation, molecular function: DNA-binding transcription factor activity, RNA polymerase II-specific; protein dimerization activity; histone deacetylase binding. Bases 682 to 1911 code for a protein of 409 amino acids. Gene Ontology annotation, biological process: positive regulation of transcription by RNA polymerase II; cell differentiation. The transcript is spliced from 6 exons. The record is from RefSeq and is a predicted model, not a curated record.